AUGGCGUCUUCCGAGCCAUCGCCAGAACAGCGUGAGCUGACUCUUGUUGGCAAAGUUGAGAUGCGGAUUGCGCUCACGGAUACGGACAGCAAGCUCGAAGCAAUCCUCAAAACGUACCUGGCUCCGCUGCUCUUGAAACUUGCAUCACCACAUGAAAGCGUUCGGAAAAAGGUCAUUACCAUAUGCCAGCACGUCAACACCCGAGUGCAGCCGCAGUCGAUCCAGCUCCCGGUUGCAGCUCUGAUCAAGCAGUUCAAGGAGCAAGAAAGCCCUCUAAUUCGACACUUCGACCUGCUCUAUAUCCAGCAGGGUGUCGUGAGGCUUUCGAAUGCGGACAAGGCUGAGCUCCUGCCAAUAGUGGCAAACGGUAUAGCCAAGUCUGGCACGCAAGCACCUCAGAUCUUUUACUUGCUUCUGAGAGCAUUGGGCUCGUAUCGGAUACCUCAGCGUGGCAGUAAAGAAGAUGCGGAGUUGCGGCGGACCCUCGACAUCUCCGAUGAAGAUGCUCGAUAUUUGGUAUCAAAGCUUGGCAAAUUCAUUCUGUUCACGCCACAGCGGGCUGGGAACGCUGCUCCAAGCCCGGGCCUUACAAGAGAAGAUCAUGACUUCUUCAACGUUGACAGCAAGCCAGACGUUUGGAAUCCAGCUGCAGGCGGAUUGAACCUCAUGCAAACAAAAGCUCUGUGUGCAAGAUUACUUGCUAGCGGGCUCUUCAAUGAUGCAGAGCGCUUCCUACCUGCUCUAUUUGCUUCUGCUGAUCCGGCUUCGUCGAUCGGUGAUCCAGGCGACGACAUGAUGAAGCGCGCCUUACCGGCUACUGAUCUGGAGGACGAGUACUUGGUCAAGCAAUUAUUCAAUCUCUACUUUGGAGAGGGUACUGCACCUCGAGUGAAAGCUCCACUUCGUUUGAAGAUUCUCAAUCUCCUGGGCAAAUCCAUGAAAAGCACUACGUUUGACAACAAUAUCACGAGGAUGGUUGACGAUGGCGUGAAGACGAACAGCAUCGGCAGAGAAGCUACCAAGCUUCGGACAGCUAUAUUUCAAUACAUCAAUUUUGUUGCACGACACGGAUCGAGGGAGACUUUGCACGCUAUUGCUCCGAUAGUGGUUGCUCGACUGCGAGACUUCAUCGAGAAUCAGGGUUGGCCCAAGCCGGGCUUGAGCGAGGAUCUGGUCUCUCGAGCAUAUGCGUACGAGGUGAUUGGCCUCCUGGCCAAGGCUGGGCCGCGGACGCUACUAGUGGAAAGUGAACACACCUCUCUCGACUUGCUUCGCUGGUUGUUCGACUCAUUAGCUCGCGAUUCCUCUGGCAACUCGAUUACGGUGAGCAUAGAAGAAUCUCUUUCAACUAUUCUCGGUGCCAUGAGCACACGAUUUGAGCUUGAGAGGCACGAGCAAGAAGUCCUCGAGGACCUUCUGAUUGAUCAAAUGCGGUACUCAGCUUCCCUAGAGGAACAUCAACGUUUACGGAGCACAAGAUAUGUCGCAGUCAGAUUCGCAAACAGGUGUCUACCCUACGCCUCCGUGAAAGCUCGAUGGGUGGACAUUCUGGCUAUAGGUGCCACCUCUGACAGACCGGAAGUCCGUGAGGAGGGAGAGCGUGGUCUCAGUCCACACUGGUACCGCAUGUUGAACGGCUCGAAUGUAGACUCGGCCCCUGCCUUAGACUUUCCCGCUUUCGAAGGUGUCAUCUCCGAAUUCUUCGUCCGACAGACAAGCAUCACGAGCUCCGACGCGGCAGUUAUUGCUCAGAAAGCGAAAGAACUUCACGAGUCUGCAUUCCCUGCCAUGACAGCUUUCGCUCGGCGAAUGCUGUUCCACGAAGCUUUUCGUGACGCAAGCAUCGCUGUUAACCUCGACAGCGAAUGGGAGAAGAAGAUCGAUGCAAUGCUCGAAUCAGAUAUGCCAGCAAGAAGAGCUGGGAAAGCGCAUCUAAAGAGCGUUGCGUCUCAGCAGCCAGUCCUCGUUGAUGUCCUGAUGAACGCUCUAUUCGAGUGCGUGUCCUCUAAGAGCUUAUUUGCGGAAGACCAUUUGGUGGAGUUCUUGGCGCUCAGUCCGGAUGUUCUUGUCCAGAAGCACGUUGGACGGACCGAGUUUCUCCUGACCUUACUCAAAUCCAAUCACCAUGGUUGUCGCAUGACUGCAGCGCACGCAUUUGGCAUCCUGGCUUCGCAUCCAAGCGCAAGAGCCCAGCAACAACUUGCACAGCUCUUGGAAGUAUCCCAAACAUAUGCCACGGCCGUCGGCGCUGCCUUAAGCGCCGUCCACGGGUCGAUCGUCGCCCUGUCCUUUUUCUAUGCUAGAGCAGCCUAUCGAAAGCAAGAACGACAACCCUCUGACCAGUUGACGAGCUACCUUGGCGUCCUCUUCAGGGCAUUCACAGAUGGAGGAGACGGCCUACUGCAAGAAGCAACCCAUAUCGCGAUCGGCCAAAUGAGUAUGUUUGGCUGUCUCGAAAGCCAGACAAUUAGCGAGUAUUCAAGCGUAGCGAAGGUAUCCGAAAAGCUGUAUCAAAAGGCGAAGGACGGGAAUGAGAUUGCUAUUCUCUCUCUGGGGCAGCUUUCGAUGAUUCUCCCAGAAGACAGCGAAGAUCUCUCGAGUAUCGAGGAUCAUCUGCACAAACUUCACGAAAUUCGGCAGUCCGAGGUCCAUUUCACGGUCGGAGAAGCGCUGAGCUAUGUGGCUUCCGGCUGGCAGUCUGAAGCUCUGGCUACUCAAAUCGACAUUGACAUCGAUGCGGAAGUAAAGUUGAUACAGAAGAGAUCACAAGUUCUCCCCAAGCUGUUGGACAAGGUGUUGGCAGACUGUGCGAACACCAAACCUGCGCUGAAAAAAGCUGCGGUCAUGUGGCUCCUCUGUCUGGUGCAGUACUGCGGCAGAGAUGUUCAGGAUCGACUUUCUGAAUGUCAAGCUGCCUUCAGGCGCUGUCUCUCCGAUCGGGAUGAGCUGGUGCAGGAAUCUGCAUCCAGAGGACUUGGCUUGGUGUAUGAAAAGGGCGAUCGGAAACUCAAAGACGAUCUUGUCCGCGAGCUUGUGUCUUCGUUCUCUUCCGACAAGCAACAGCUCUCUGGCAAUGUGUCCGCGGACACUCAGCUUUUCGAGCCCGGCGCACUUCCCACAAGUGAUGGUUCCGUAUCGACUUAUAAAGAUAUCAUGAGCCUGGCAGCAGAAGUCGGAGACUCCAGUUUGGUGUACAAGUUCAUGUCGAUGGCCUCUUCAAAUGCCAUCUGGUCCAGUCGAGCAGCCUUUGGACGGUUCGGACUCAGCCGAGUGUUAUCCGACUCUUCUGUCGAUGGCUACCUCGCUCGCAAUCCGAAGCUUUAUCCGAAGCUCUUCCGAUACCGAUUCGAUCCAAAUGGCGGCGUUCAACGAUCGAUGAAUGAAAUCUGGACUGCGCUGGUGCCUGACUCGGCUGCAACGAUCGACCAGCACUUCGACGCCAUCAUGGAAGACCUACUUUCCAGCAUUCUUGGCAAGGAAUGGAGAGUCCGACAAGCCUGCUGUGCGGCAAUCGCAGAUCUUGUGCAAGGACGCCCUCUUGAGAAGUAUGAACAAUACCUGGAGCGUAUCUGGACACAGUGCUUCAAGGUGCUCGACGACAUCAAGGAGUCUGUGCGAGCCAGCGCUGCUCUAUUAGCACGGACUCUGACCGGAGUCCUUACGCGCUCACUUGAGGCCGACCACAGUGCAACGAAGAAUGCGUCGGCCAUGCUCAAGCACGUCCUACCUUUUCUCCUAUCGCCAUCCGGCAUGGAGUCCAGCGCCAAGGAAGUGCAGCUGUUCUCGGUACAUACGCUGCUUGAGAUUAUCAAGAAAGCUCAUGGCUCGACGCUGCAGCCUUACAUUCCUGAGCUUAUCGAACGCCUGAUUGGAUUGCUGAGCUCGCUUGAGCACGAGGCGAUGAAUUAUAUUCAUCUCAAUGCUUCCAAGUACAACCUGACGGAACAGAAGAUCGAUGACAUGCGACUGUCGAGCGUACGGAGUAGUCCUCUCAUCGAGGCCAUCGAGCGCUGCCUGGAUCUCCUGGAUGAGGCCAGCAUGCGACAGCUCUGGCCCCGACUCUCAAAUGCCAUGAAGAGCGCGGUUGGUCUGCCAUCGAAGGUGGGAUCGAGUCGGGUGCUGGUUUCUUUGAGCACUAGGCGCAUGGUUUUGUUCCGCGCCUUUGCGGACGACGCUCUCAAGCUGAUGGAAAGGCUUGUGGUGGAUCGCAAUGACACAGUGUCCAGUUCUUACGCCGCCGCAGCUGGGUAUGUUGCUCGUGGCGCUUCGGACAAGCAAAUCUCUCGAUUGAUCGCCUUCGCAAAGAAGCUGUAUUUCGCGUCGGAGGGCGAUCGCGAGUCUUCCACGCCGCGCAGGAGCAUCGCAUCGGGCGAAGUGAUGUACCACUUUGCGAAGCAGGCAGGCGACAGGUUCAAGGCAUUUGCCACGUCGAUCCUGCCAUUCAUUUUCGUUGCGAAGCACGAUGAUGAUGAGCAAGUCAAGGAACACUUCCAAGACACGUGGAACGAAGCGGUUGGUGGCUGGCGCGCGGCACAAGUGUACAUGAAGGAGAUUCUCGCAAUCUGCAUGAACUAUCUCGACUCCCCACAGUGGGCACUGAAGCACGCGGCUGCGCGAGCGGUCGCUGAUACCGUCGUGGCCGUCUCAUCGGGCGAGUCUCCGAUGUCCGCAGCGAGCGGAGCUGCCCUGUGGCCUGCCAUCGACAAAGCGCUGGGCGGCAAGACAUGGGAUGGAAAGGAGGUGGUCCUUCGUGCAUUCGUCCAAUUCGUGGAGGUCGCCCAACCCUUUUACCAAGAUCAGGAGAGUGUGCGCUCCAGCAUGAUCAAGGUCGGCAUUCGAGAAGCCAAGCGCCAACAUGCAGCAUACCGGCAACACUCGGUCAAGGCGCUGGCUCGAAUCGCGCUGGCACGCAGCGAUAUCGACAUGCACGAUGCGGUCUUCGACAUUGUCGAUCCGAUCCUGCGCGAGACACGCGACGAAGAUGCCACGCAGAUGGACGGACAGGAGACUUCUCGCCACUCGGAAGAGACGGACGCCACGACGGCAGCCGCCAUCGAGGCCCUUUUCGCUUCGAUCAAUGCGCACGUGUCGGACGGCAACAUGCUCCUCCGCCAGCUGUCUCGAGCGAUGCACGAGGUGGCGACGACCAAUGCACAGGCAGGCACGAAGCCGUCCAUCCUGCGCAGCACAUUCGAAGGCGUGGCGCGCACAUUCGCUCGCGUGCGGGAACAGAAGCGGGAAGUGACGCUGGACGCCCCCGCCACUGACGCGCUCAAGACGCUGCUAUUCGGGCCGGUUGUGGGCGUGGAAGCAGUCAGGCUGAUGCGCGCCGAUGCGAUCGUGUCUGCCGCGAGGGCGUUACCGUCGGUGGGGGACGCGAUGAAGGAGGAAGUGUCGGUGCUCAUGGCAAGCGAGACGUCGUCGGCCGUUCGAGAGCGUCUGCGUGCUGCG
Pseudocercospora fijiensis CIRAD86 is the source of this 5451-nucleotide messenger RNA. RefSeq lists its product as uncharacterized. Gene Ontology annotation, molecular function: molecular adaptor activity. Gene Ontology annotation, cellular component: nucleus; cytoplasm. Gene Ontology annotation, biological process: proteasome assembly. NCBI's taxonomy places the organism in Eukaryota, Fungi, Ascomycota, Dothideomycetes, Mycosphaerellales, Mycosphaerellaceae. The record is from RefSeq and is a predicted model, not a curated record. The annotation marks the transcript as partial. The transcript has 4 exons.